This is a messenger RNA of Coregonus sp. 'balchen', 2675 nucleotides long. NCBI's taxonomy places the organism in Eukaryota, Metazoa, Chordata, Actinopteri, Salmoniformes, Salmonidae. The record is from the annotation of a GenBank genome assembly.
AGUUAGUGAUGGGUCAUGCGCACAAGCAUCGGCUCUGAGAGCCGGCUCUUUGUAGUGAAUCAGAAGAGCCGGCUCGCAUCGAGUGAGAGCCGGCUCCCAGUUUUUUGCCCAUUCGCUGCUUAGGUUUCACUUUCACAGAGGUCUGUUAUGAUUGGCCAGCAUGGCGACCAGCAUGCGGCAUUCACGUGAGAAUUAAGGAUGUGUAAACAGAGAGGGGGCGGGGCAGACACACCACUUGACUCCACUGCAAGUGAAGAGAGAGACAGAGCGGACUGAGGAGCGUGUGUGCGUCUUGCAUUGUCGUGUCGUUUAACUAUGAGUGACACUAGAAAGCGAAGCAGCAUCUGGCUGCAGUUUAAAGAUAUUGGGAACAAGAAAGCAGAGUGCCUUCACUGCAAAACGAAGGUCACUAUAAGAGCAGGUUCCACCACAAACCUGCAUAGACAUACAAGAACUGUCCAUCCUACAGUGCAGUUAGAGGAGAGAGGGCAAGCCAGCUCACCAUCUACUGAUCCUGGUGUGUCUCAUACCAGAACAACAGCUGCUGUAACGUCUACUGCCAUCCCCAUGCGUGCAAGUAUAACCUCUCCUACUGCAACUCAAAGCAAAAUAAGUCAGUUUUUACCUAAACUGAUGACCCCAGCCAAACAGCACAGUAUUGAUGAUGAGUUGGCUAAAAUGGUAGCUUCUGAUUUUCAACCCUUUUCCAUUGUGGAGGACAAAGGAAUGAAAAACUUUGUCAAAGCCCUAAAUCCCACAUACACUCUACCCAGUAGAAAAACACUUUCCCAAACAAUGAUCCCAAAACUAUAUGACACAGAACGUGCAUUAUGGCAAGAAAGGGUGACAAAAGCUCCAUCAGUUUGCCUGACAACUGACUGCUGGACCUCCAGAACAACCUGCUCUUUCAUGUCUGUCACUUGCCACUUUAUUGAAGAUUACAAGAUGACAUCUUGCCUUCUGGACUGCUUCGAGUUCACCGACAGACACACUGCAGAAAACUUGGCAGUGGAGCUACUAAGAGUGGCAAAAGAGUGGCAAGUAGAGGACAAAGUGGUGUGCUGUGUGAGUGAUAAUGCUGCAAACAUCACCAAAGCCAUAAAAGUUUUGAAGUGGACCCAUCACCCAUGUCUGGCGCAUACACUAAACCUGGUGGUUAGAGAUGCUCUGAAGGUGAUCAAAACAACCGUGGAUAAGGUGAAGGCUGUUGUGGAGUUUUUCCACAAAAGCACAGUAGCAGCACAGAAGCUAAAGUCCACACAGCGCCAAAUGGGGAUUCCUGAACUGAGGCCCAAACAAGAGUGUGCCACCAGGUGGAACUCAACAUUUGAUAUGUUGAAACGAAUGCUUGAAAUAAAAGAUGCCAUCAUCUCCACCCUGGCCCUCAUCAACGCAUCUAUUGAGCCAUUAAGCCAAGAGGAAUGGGAGCUGGUGAAAGAGGUCUGCGCCGUCCUGCAACCAUUCCAGGAGGUGACUGUGGAGAUAAGUGCAGACAGGUACCUAGAACCAUUGAAGCAUUGUUUUCUCUACUACUAUUCAGUCACUAUUAUACAUUGCAAACACAACACAUACAGUAUAAUGCAUCACGUAUAAUAUGCCACAUACUUUUAAAAAACUAAAUUCUAAAAGUUGCUGUUUUCUCUCCUUCAGCUAUGUCACAGCCUCGAAAAUGCUCCUGCUUUGCAAAGGUCUGCAGCUGGUGACAGCCGAGAACCAAUGGACAGUAACUGUGCAGAAAGUGAAGGAAUUAGUUGCAGCUCUUUGUUCAGCCAUGGACCGCAAAUUUCUGCGGAUGGAGUACAACACUGUCCUUUCAGAAACUACCUUAUUGGAUCCAAGGUUUAAAAAACUUGCCUUCAGUGAUCGUAGAGCUGUUGAUGAAGCUCUUCAGAGGAUUAGUGCAGCAGCAGCAGCAAAAUGCACCCCCAGCAGCCAGCCAGCUCCACCAUUACAGGGCCAAGUGGAGGAGGAGCAGCAAACCUCUGCUGUUUGGAGGCUUUUUGAUGACAGAGCUACAGGAGAUGCUUCAAGGAGAAAUCCGACAGCUGAUGCUAUAAUGGAGGUGAGGAGCUACCUUGAGGAGCCCCUCAUCCAGAGAGCAGAAGACCCACUGAGCUGGUGGCAGGCCAAGGCCUCAGUCUUUCCACUCCUGGUGAAGGUGAUGGAGGGGAGACUAUGUAUUGUUGCCACAUCAGUUCCUUCUGAGAGAAUCUUCUCCAAAACAGGGCAGAUACUCACGGAGAGGCGAAAUCGUAUCAGGCCUAUCAGCCCAUCCAAGCUGAGGCAUCUGAUCUUCCUGAAUGCCAACCUGCCCUGAGGACUAAUGCUGUUUGCUGGAGUUUGGUUCUGGUUUUGAUUCUGUUCUGUGGAUUUGUUUGAAGUUUAUUGUUAAUUUGUGCAAUAAAAAAGUUUAAUUGAAAUAAACAAAUGUAAGAGUGGUUUUGUCACAGAAUAAAUGCACAGAAUUAGGCAUUAUAAGGUCUCUCAUAAAAACACUGAAAGCAAAAGGGUUUUCAACACAUAAACCAUGAUUUUUUUUCAAAGUUAAGGUAAAAUAUAGGCUACAAAAGAUCCUAAAUAAAGAGCCGUUCGGGAGUCGAAAGAGCCGGCUCUUCUUUGGGAGCCGAGUCAAAAGAGCCGGCUCUCAGAAAAGAGCCGAACUUCCCAUCAUUAGU